Pocillopora meandrina is the source of this 690-nucleotide messenger RNA. Lineage: Eukaryota; Metazoa; Cnidaria; Anthozoa; Scleractinia; Pocilloporidae. The record is from the annotation of a GenBank genome assembly.
AUGGUGGAGUUAUGGGAAGAAAAGGGUUACAGAUACUUGGGGCUGAAAAGCCAGAAUUUACGGGAUCAAGCCUCGAGAUUGGAGAAAAUGGAGCAAGAGCAGAACUAUACACGAAAUAAUAGCACUUUAUUCGAGAGUGGGAACAGGUUAGAAAUUGAGUCGGAUGAUAUAGAAGAGAAGGCAGCCGAGGAAAAUAAUAAUCAAGCUGACUUGCGAAACAAUCAAAACAAUAGCCCGCAGCAGCAGUUUGAAAACGCUAAUUCCGUUAUCUCGGAUUUUCAUCAGCCAGUAACAACCGAGAGUGGCCGAGUACCUUCUCCCAUGGGACUGGCUAGUACAAUAGUCACAGAUCAAAACAAAAUCAAACCAAAUCUGCCCGAUUAUGUUUUGUUUCCUUCCGAAAUAAAGAACAAAACAUGGGGUAAUAUUAGCUACGCGAGCUUCUGUAAUAUUGUCAAUGGUGUUUACGACGAAAUCGUCUACUACAGGAGAAAUAUAUCCAAUUUACCAUCUAGCCGUGCAGGGAAGAGUUUCAUUGAAGAAUUAACUUUCUGGAUUAAGCAGUUCAAUGCAGAUUCUGAUUUGAACUCAGUUGCCUUGAAAGCAUUCACGGUGCUCCCAACUUUGAUCCUGCAGAAACCGUCCGCUACUUCUAAAAGCGAGGAACACAGCGCCGCAAUAGAGCGUUGA